Molecule: messenger RNA, 3867 nt
Organism: Phlebotomus argentipes
Lineage: Eukaryota; Metazoa; Arthropoda; Insecta; Diptera; Psychodidae
Gene: Rif1
Exons: 5
Coding region: 1-3867 (1288 amino acids)
Source: RefSeq, a predicted model, not a curated record
AUGGAUCAGAAGCAUAAAAGUAUCGAAGUUGGCGAGGAAAACGUGAAAAUGGAGAAAAGGGAGGAUAAAGUGAUGGGGGAGGAAUCGUUUUUCGCAUUUGGAAAGGGCGAUGAGCGGAUUAAUGAGGCGCUUAAGGAGUUAAUGCGGGUGGAAGACAGGAAAAAGCACAAGGCGUCGGUUCUUGAGGCUCUCCGAAUUGCGAAUGCUUGCCUAGGAUCGGACUGCGAUAUGCAGUUGUUGCUCAAUGAUGCUGGGAUGAAAUUCUGUCUUAUCUAUCUGGCGCCUAUGCUGAUCGACGAGGACGAAGUGGUGUCGGAAAAUGCCGUGAAUAUCUUGCUGAAGCUCCUGCCUUUUAUUACCAGAGAAAAUGUCACUCCUGUGCUGAUGUUGGCAUCGAAGUCCACGUCGAAGAAGAUCGCGUCAGGCUUGAUCGCAAUGCGAGACCGUGAGAUUUCCAGAUGGCAUGAGAUUUGGUGUGUUUGGCUGAAGUUGCUGAUGAAGUUCACUCAUCCGAGAGAUCUGUCAUCGGUCAACGGCAUCCUGAAGGUUGUGGAGGGAGGCUUUAAGCACACAAAUAUCGACAUCAGAGCAGAGUCUUUUGUUUGCUGGAAGACCUUCCUGGAGAUCUUGGUGGCGGAGAAUGAGUUGACAGAGAACAGGAUAGGAAAUAUGGCGAUCCCGUUGUACUACACCACGAAUUUCAACAGCCGCUUUGCAGAGGCGAAAUUCUCGACUUGGUGGUUCUUGCUGUGCAACUCGAAAGGCUUGAUUGACAGCAAGAGCACCAUUGUUGUGACUCCCUUCCUGCAGUUCUGCUUUGAACCGUACACGACCGGAAUGGAGGGUCGCAAUGUGACAGAUCUUGUGACACUGUCGCCUGGCAAGCAGGUGAAAAGCUUGCGGGAAAAGGUCAUCUGUGCCCUCGUGUACCUCUUGGGCUCAGCAACAGAAGCCACAAAGGCGCUCCACAAUAGAUGUGCCCUCGAAUGCAGCGAGGAGAGGAUAAUCAACUUCGCCAUCUACUCGGAAAUUGAGACUGAAGUGAUCCUGAGUUGCCAGGAAGCGACACUGAUGCUGAUAGAGCUGACAGGAGUCGACACGAUUGGAAUCUCACAAAAUAUCUGGGAUAAUCUCUCAGACUUCCUCAACAGAUACAACGAGGACGUAGGGUGUCUGAAGACGAUUCUCGACGUCCUAGAAGUGCUAAGGAUUCAAUGUGAGAAGGAUCCGAGGGCGAUUCCUCACUUUCAGAUUGUCAUGAAGAUUCUGUUGGGCUUGGAAAAAGGAAAGAAAAGCUACCAGAAUGAGAAAAUGAUGAAAAUGUUGGAGAUCAGCCAACAAAUCAUCAAUCUGCUUCUCAAUACCACGCCGGAGAUCAUAACAAGCGAUAAAGCGGAAAAAAUAUCGGUAUUCAUGUUGAAAUUUCUUCAGAAAUCAUGCAUUUAUGACGCGAUAAUGGGCAUUAUGAAGGAGUUAAUGGGAAAAAUUGAUGUGAGUAGCAUCAAUAAUCACGCAUCCCUUAAAAUAGUGCUGCGAGAUUACGUGGCUCUCGUAAAAAAGUAUGCCCGUGGUUCGACAGGAACAAAGAAGAAGACAACAAUCUUAAAGACUGCGUGUGAGCAUCUGCUCAAAUGGUGUGUACACAAUUAUGAGUUGUACAAGAACACUGACCAAUUUAUUGAGCAUUGGAAGCUUUUAUGUGCAGAGAUGGAACCGUUGGGAAUGGAUAAACUUCACAGUGUCUUCUCAAAGAAUUUUGAUCCGCCGCCAGAAGGGUUCAGGCCAAUUUUCAUGUCUUUCUUCCCUAGUUCGAUUAGAGGAGAUAAAGAUAUGUCAAUGGAGAAAGACGGAGAUGACUCUUUCGUGGAGAUUCCGUCCAAGAGUGUGCCAAUGGUGACAUUCAAGACCAACUUGCUGACGGAGACGCAGAAGGAGAAAUUGAGGACGCGGGCUGAUGACAUUCCGGCUCUCUAUAAUGAUUUGACGCAAUCAUUGGACACGAUGCCAGUGUCUGAGACGUCUCAGUCGAAGCAGGAUGAUUCCAGUUCCUCAAUUGAGCGCGCACAGAAGAGAAAGAUGAGGGAGCUUGACCGACUGAAGACGGACACUGUUGAGGGACAGAAUGUGAUUGUCGGCGAGAGAUCAACGCGUAGAAAGAGCAGUAAUAAUCCAGAGCAAAAUUCAAAACCUGCAGAGGAGCCGAAGAUGAAGCGUCGUUCGAGCACUUCGAAUGCAUCGGACACGAAGCCUCCUGAUGAUGUGCAAAAGAAGAAGUUGAGAAGGAAUUCCAUGUGUCAAGAGAAGCCAAGAGUGACGGAGAAGAGGCGUGACUCGCUUAAUACAUCACAAUCUCUGCUGAAGAAGCGAAAACCAUCGACAGAUCACAAUUAUCACAUUCUGCUGGAAAACAAUGCAUCGCUGGAGAAAAAGAGCGAGUCUUCACCGCAAACACCGAAGAAGAAGGAUACAUUGAACUAUCAGCUGAUGAAGGAUAUGAUGAAAAAUGUCAGGGAUGAGUUCAAAGGAUACUCACAAGGUGGGGAAGACAUUUCAAAAGGUCAGAGCCUUCAGAGCAACGAGGAUGUGACGCACAUUCCAAACCGUGGCGAAACAACACCCAAAAAGAUCUCUCCGACGCUGAAAGUCAGGGCAUUUGCUCACGAGAGACGUAUGAGCACGACUGAGACACAAGAUCUCUUCCCAGAAACGCCAGAACCACCCAAGGAGCAGAAAUCUCCAGAAAAAUCUCCGAAGAAAUCUUCAACUGAGCCGAUUGAGACAGUGACUGAUGACACUUUAGUGCAGACACAGGAAGAAAAUCUUAGUGAGACGCCAAAUGCACUGCCCGAAUCGCUGGAUGUUGAGUGUGUUUCUCAGCCUUGUGAGGCAACGCUGAAUUCUGAGAGAAGCCCACCGAAUCCUCUGACAAAAAUCCUGAUCAGAGUGCAGUCAAACAAGCGAUCACACAAGUCGGGUUUCGUGGAUAAGCCCGUGUACAGGAUCAAGGAAACCCAUCAGCCAGAUUUGGCCACAACUGCAAUGGUGCACAGCUCUCCAAAAUUCACAUCAAGAGCGGCUCAGAUGCUCUCCAUGACUUCAUCAUCGCCCAGUUCGUCGAAGCAACAAGAGGCGGUGGUGCAAAACACGCCUGUGAAGGGAAAUGAAGUGCUCUUCCGCUUCUCAUCGCCUUGUCCGCCGGCCAAUGCGACUCCGAAGCUCAGCAUCCUCAAGAGAAAGCGAGAGAUGAACUUGAAUGAGUCCGUGGAGAAGCUGGCUAAACCGACAAAGAAGAGGCGAAUCAGCUUCCACGAUCCGCCAGUGACGAAGACGAAAGAAUACAUCUUGGACGACUUCGAGAGGGCGAGCAAGAAGCAGAACGACAAGGCGGUCGACAAUGAGCAGAGGAGGAAUUUGCUGAAAGAUUCACCGCCGAAGUGUGCGGAGAAUGGUGAGAAUGACAGUGAUUGGGAAGAUCUGGAGGAUGUGACUGAGGAGAUUGAGCACCCGGUGGUGUUCAAGAGGUCUAUGCGCUUGAAGGAGCGCCGAAAGACGGUUUCUAAGAGUCGCAAGGUGCAGAGGAGUGCUGAAAAGCCGCCGAGUGAGAUGAAUGGUCAUGCAGUGACGCCGGUUGUGAGUACAGAAGUGGAGCUGAAGAAGGUCUUCAACACAGACGAUGAGGUGAUGAAAUAUGUUUGGGAGCACUUGGAGAACAGGAUCAUCGAUGAGGUUGAGACGAGAAGUGAGGCGGUGAAAAGUAAGCUUUUCACCAAACUUCUCAGCGAUAAGACGAUGAUAGAGAAGAUGGGAUCGAUAAAGUUGAUGGAUUUUGCUCAGAUCUUUGCAAAUACUAUGAAGAAUUGUACGUAA